AAGCCCCCUGGGUGCCCUGCAAUGUCAGACCCUGCCCUGCCCCUCCGCCUCUCUGCUAUUGCCCGUGUCCAGAUUUGGGUGAUCCCAGCAGAGAGGUGUGACUGAUGGGAACUGAUGAACUGAUGGGAGCAGGGCAAAGCUGGUGGGAUGACAUGUGACCAGCCUGAAGUGCAAUGUUUACCCCAGUCGGAGCAGCUCUGAGCAAAGCUAGCCAGAGUCGUGGCAGGAGCUGGAUUUUGAGCAAGUCUGGAUCGGAUGAUAGUACCAGCUGGAACGCAGGCAGAAGCCCAUGAUUUUUUGGUCCAUCCGUAGCAGUUUCAGAUGACAGAGAAUGGGGAGAACUCGCGGUACAAGUCAUCCGGCUCCAGCGGCGAAGAGGAGCUGAACCCAGGCAAGAAGAAGCUGCGGAGGCAAAGGACUCACUUCACCAGCCAGCAGCUGCAGGAGCUGGAGGCCACCUUCCAGCGCAACCGCUACCCAGACAUGAGCACCAGGGAGGAGAUCGCAGGCUGGACCAACCUGGCAGAACCCAGGAUCAGGGUCUGGUUUAAGAACCGCAGAGCCAAGUGGCGGAAGAAGGAGCGGCACCUGCAGACUGAGCUGUGCAAGGGGGGCUUUGGCCCCCAGCUGAACGCUCUGCCCAGGGGCCCGUAUGAAGACCUCUACCCCAGCUACUCCUACAACAGCUGGGCCCCCAAGGGCUUCCAGGCCAGCCCCCUCCCCGGCAAAGGUUUCCAGCUCUUCAGUGCUGUGGAUUUCAAUUCCUUCUCCCCACAAGCCAUGUUCCCAGGGGUGGCAACAGCCUCCAUGCCCAGGGUCCCGGCCCUGGAGAACUUCAACAGCCUGGCUGGCCCCGCCAGGUCUCCCGCCCCCACCUGUGGACCCGAAGCUUCGCCUUACAUGUACAGGGACCCCUGCAACGCAAGCCUGGCAGGGGUGAGACUCCGGGCAAAGCAGCCCCAGCCCCUUGGCCUCGAGGUCCUGCCACGCCCAGCUACAAGCCCCAGCUCCUGCCAGUACACACUGGACAGGCCCAUAUGAAGGGGACCCCAGAGCACCGGUACCAGCCCCCUCUCCAGACCGUACAGAGGGGUGGAGGGUUCUCUCACCAAGGACAGUGUGGAGGGAGGGGGGUUCCCCAGUUCUGGGACAGUGCCCUCCACCGCGCCAGAGCUGCCCUCAAAGCCCAUGCACCCCACCUCCCUCUGCCAGUGCCUAGCUCAGGGAGCCCAGGGGUUGCCAAAGGCUAUGAGCAGCCCCAAAGAUUGUGGCUUAGCCCAAGACCUGUAGAUCUGGCCCCAGACA
Mauremys reevesii (Reeves's turtle) is the source of this 1305-nucleotide messenger RNA. RefSeq names its product pituitary homeobox 2-like. The transcript has 3 exons. Gene Ontology annotation, molecular function: RNA polymerase II cis-regulatory region sequence-specific DNA binding; DNA-binding transcription factor activity, RNA polymerase II-specific. The record is from RefSeq and is a predicted model, not a curated record. Gene Ontology annotation, biological process: regulation of transcription by RNA polymerase II; anatomical structure morphogenesis. The coding region runs from base 322 to 1041 and encodes 239 amino acids. Gene Ontology annotation, cellular component: nucleus. NCBI's taxonomy places the organism in Eukaryota, Metazoa, Chordata, Testudines, Geoemydidae.